Jatropha curcas is the source of this 2099-nucleotide messenger RNA. Its product is annotated as Late embryogenesis abundant (LEA) hydroxyproline-rich glycoprotein family. The record is from RefSeq and is a predicted model, not a curated record. Lineage: Eukaryota; Viridiplantae; Streptophyta; Magnoliopsida; Malpighiales; Euphorbiaceae.
UUCACGGAAUACAUUAUUUCAAAGCCACGACGUUAAUAGCAUAUUAUUUAAAAAGUUAAAGUCGAGCACAUAAGCCUAUGGUUGUACAUUAUAACAAGUCCAUUCCAGUUGCCGGACAAUGGAAGUUAUCCAUUUAUUAAUUUGGAGGAAGAAGUUGGUUAGUUGUUGAUGGACAAUCAUGAAAUUGCUCAUUAGCGACUCUUGUCCAUACCAUAAUCCAAUACUGUUGCAGAUUUGCUUAAUUGUAUCAUUAUUAAUUAGAGCCAAAUUCUUUCCUUUCGUCUAGAAACCAUUUUAUCGAUUUAAUUAAGCUGCAUAUACACUAAUUUACCCCUUUUGUGUCAUUUUUUCUGUUAAAGUUGUAGAAUAGUUUUGGUAAUCAAGCAUUAUUAACAAUUUUAGUGGUUUACUUUAUUUAAUUUGGAGAUGAUCAUGUCCGAUUGUAUCGCAACAUAAAGUACUUUUCACGUGCAAUUCAAGUGUCUUUUGAUUGUGAUUUACAAGUCUAAAUCAGAUUUCUCUUUUUUUUUUUUCCCCCAAUUUUCCAUUCUUCAGCUAAAGUUGCAGUUUAGCUAUUACUUAUCGUAAUUAAGCGUUAUUAACAACUUUAAUUGUUGCCCUACUUGAGUUGGAGAUUAGUUAUGACUUAUGGAUACUUGAAGAAUUAAAAAUCAAAAUCACAUUAAAUAUCUAGCAGUCACUCAAGCAAGGGCAGUAAGUCAUACUAUUAGAUUAUUCUGAGUGGGUGGAAAAUGGAAACCUUUUAGUUUAAGAUGUGAGAAAAACCAAAUUUAAAACCAAAACUUGUGAUUACCACAUAAUUAAGUAGAUUUUAUAAAAUGAGCCGCACAAAGUCAACAUUCAACUCUUCAACCUUUGGUUAGGACAAAACACAUAGUAUAUUUAUAUAUAAAAAAAUUAACAUCUAGAUCAAAAUGAUGACAAGUGACACAAAAUUUAAUUUUAUAAAUGCCACCUAUCUACAUAUUAUAAAUAAAACCACAACACAAGCACUUUCAAUUUCAAAUAGCGUUACUUCAUCCCACUUUAUUUUCCUUUCUCCGGUCAUCUUACCCCUCCAAAAAAAAAAAUUCGGUAGGUAUGGUGGAGGGCGAGCAGGUAAGGCCACUAGCUCCGGCGAGGGACCGCACAAGCAGCGACGAUGAAGAAGCGGCCCACCAAUUAAAAAAAAUCCGCCGUAGAAGGUGCAUCAAAUGUUGCGGCUGCAUCGCAGCUGUAUCCCUUAUUCUUGCAAUAGUGAUUGUGAUUUUAAUUUUCACCGUUUUUCGCAUCAAAAACCCAAACAUCAGAUUAAAUGGCAUAACCAUCACACAGCUCGAGCUAAUCAACAACACAAAUAUUCCAAAGCCAGGUGUAAACAUAUCUUUAAUUGCAGAUGUAUCAGUGAAAAAUCCUAACAUAGCAUCGUUCAAGUACAACAACACCUCCACAGCACUUUUUUACUAUGGUGAGCUAGUUGGAGAAGCGCGUGGCCCGCCAGGCCGGGCAAAGGCCCGACGGACCAUGCGGAUGAAUGUUACCGUCGAAAUCAUCACCGACAAGCUAAUUUCGAAUCCAAAUCUGAAUACUGAAGCUGGCUCCGGGCUACUUACUAUGAGCAGCUACUCAAAAAUUCCAGGUAGGGUUAAAUUGUUCCAUAUUAUCAAGAAGCAUGCUACUGUGAAGAUGAAUUGCACUAUUACAGUUAAUAUUUCGAGCCAGGCAAUUCAAACACAGAAAUGCAAGAGGAAGGUUGACCUCUAGUCUAGAGAGUGUGAGUGGUUAAUUCUCGUUUUAUAUUAUGUUAGUAUAAUUAAUUAGGGGAUUGGGAGAUAUAGGUAUAUUUAUUUUCAUUUCUAUGUAAAAUAUGGGCAAUUUUUUUUUUUUUUUAAUCCAUGUUUUGGAUUUUAAUUCGACUCCGUAGCUCCAGGAAUAAUUGAUCUUAUCUCUUAUGUUUAGUGUUAUACUAAAUAAUUGGAACAUUACUAGCUUCAAACUUUGAAAUUGAUUGGUGUUUUAGUUUGCAGAAAGAGGGAAGAACUGGCAGAAAUUUGUCAGGAUGAGUAUUUGUUAAAUAAAAUUAUUUACUACUUUAAUUA